AUGCCUUUCGCCAUGUUCCAAUGUGCCAAGUCCAUCGUGCAGAGUUUCACAGGAAUCGCCAGCGAAGAUUUUAAUGACUUUGUUUCCCAGCACCUGGAGGACGGCAGCAGCAGCAGCAUGGGUUCUGCGGUGAGUUUCUUCGAGGGAAGCUUCGCCCAGGCCCUGGCGGCUGCAGCGGAUGGAGGGCAACGGACGGAGGGCAGGCAGCUGUUGCUGCUGUGGCUACACCAGAAGGAUGAUGAAGACGCCCAAUACCUUUGUCGAAGCCUCUGGGCCGAUCCCUCCAUCGCCGCGGAGCUGGCGUGUCGCGUCCUGCCCUGGGCGGGCGACGUGUGCCGCUACGAAGCCGGGGCGGUCUGCCGCGCCGUGAGAGCUGAGUGCCCUGGCCUGGUGCUCAUCAAGGUUUGCCAGGAAGGAGCUCCAGGUGCUAUCGAGUGGCCCCGGGGCUCCUUUUUUCAGGUGCUCUACACUUUGCCUGCGCGUGUGUCUCCAAGGGAGCUGCUGCGUGUCCUGAAAUCCGUGGCGGAUCAGCAAGACCUUCAGCAGCAGUUGCAGAGGCAGUGGCAACAACAACUGCUUCACCUCGAGCAGUUUGGGCAAAAUGUCGCCAAAGCCCUUGAGGAGGCGCAGGCGACCUCUCAGCGGCUGGAGGAGCUACGAAAGUGUGAAGAGGAAGAGCGGCCAUGUUGGGGCGCCCUCUUCGAGUCACGCUACGAGGUGACGCCGCAUGCUUUCCACCCUGGUGGCUUUGCAGAAGCUCACCAUGCAGCAAUGGAUGCGAAGAAACUGCUGCUGUUGUGGCUGGACUCGUCCUCCUCCACGUUCGAUCCGCGCAUCAUGGCCGAGGAGGUCUUUGAGGCUUUUGUGAAGGAGUACUUUGUGUUUUGGCCUGGCGAUGCUGAAAAGUGGCUUCUGCCGGUGCAGUUGAAGGAGAUGUUGCGCCUCGAAGCGCCAUGCUUUGUGAUCCUGGAGCCCUUGAGCGUCUACGAGGUUGAGGUCUUCCCCUGGUCCGACCCGCGGCACUCAGCGGUGGAGUGGCCCAUUGGCUGCGCUUGGGCCUUCCUGGGUGCACUGCAGCAGCCCGAGCUGUCGGAGGACGCCCUGAUGGCCUUCAUGUCCCAGCACGGUGAUGCCAGCGUGGUGCGUCUGGCAGCGAAGGAGGCGAGGCGUCAGGAAGAAGAAAGGUGCAGAGAGGAGGCCAGGCGCCUGCGAGAGGAACAGGACCAAGAGUACCAGGAAUCCCUCCAGAAGGACCAGCAGCGCAGCAGUUUGAGCGCCGCUCGCCGCAGAUCUGCGCAGGAAUUGCCCAAGGAAGCGACUGCUCCACGGAAGGACGGCUGCCACUUGGUGCUUCGCUUCCCCUGUGGACGUCGUGCUGCCUCUUGGUCCAGGAUAGUCCAGGGAUGCCAGGAGAGAGGAUUCACCGCUGAGCAGACGCUUUCAGAGGUGUACGACUGGGCGGACUGCGCAGGGGAGCUGGCUGCUUUGUCUGGUGGCACUGCCUUUGAAGUACCGGAGAAAUUCCUGUUGGCCACGACCUACCCCAAGGCCGUGCUGAAAGAUCAGAAGAAGACCUUGCGACAACUGAAACUUUUGCCCUCGGCGGUGCUCACGGUGUGUCCGGAAUAGCCACCGAGACUUACAGAAAUGGUUGGCUACCUUGGAGCCCUGGGUAUGGCAUCCCAAUGCUCCAAAUUGGUUCUGAACAUUGUGCCAGCCCCCCAGUUCCAAUGUAUAGAACUUAAAUGGGUUUCAUUGGCUCUGGUGGAGUAAACACCCUGUUUUGUGAACAGCUUUUUGGACAACCACACUUCGACACUUCGCAGCUACAGCGCCCAAAGAGGUGGCCAGUCUGGUGAAAAA
This is a messenger RNA of Cladocopium goreaui, 1863 nucleotides long. The record is from the annotation of a GenBank genome assembly. Lineage: Eukaryota; Dinophyceae; Suessiales; Symbiodiniaceae.